AAUUACUUCAUAACACAAUUAGUAAUAAUUAUAUUAUUAUUAAUCAUGUAAUAUAGAACAAAAAUAUGCUUAUGGUGAACAACCAACAAAUUUAAUACAUGAAUUAAAAUAUACUAGAACGUUAUCUGAAGUAUUCAAAGGGGCUGAGGUAUUUUUAGGGUUAUCUGUAUUUCAGGAAGUAGAGCAAAAGUAUGGCCAGUGCAGCUAAUAAUAAGACUCCAUGUGCUUACUGUAAAAAGGAAACUCAAACUCUGUUCAAGUUAACAGAUAUACCCGAUUUAAGACCUGCAUUUACGAGGUUGAAGGAUCAUGCAGCUGUUUGCUCUAUUUGUGUGAAAAAAGCUAAAAUUAUUGUAUAUAAGAUCCCAAAACGCAUUGUGUAUGGAGAAAAUUAUAAGAAAUUAUCUUCAAUGAAAAACAAUUGUAUGAAAGACGAUUGCAAAAGUAAUGAGAUAAAUAUAGAGAAAACUAAUGUGGGUAAAAAUGAAAGUUAUACUAAUCAAAAUUAUAUCAAUGAAGCAACACAAUUGGGUCUUGAUAAAGCUAAAGAAGUUACUGUUCAAAACAAUUAUCAGGAAAAAAUUGCAAUGGCAACAGCAACUACUAAAGAUGUAAAUCGACAUCAUGAAAAAAGUGAAACAAACAAUAAUGGUCAAAAAAGAAAAAUUGAAGUUACACAAGUAGAUAUCAAUAUUCAAAAUGUAUGUAGCUCUAAUAAUAUCAAGAAAUUUUCUAAUCUAAAUCAAAUUACUUCAAAUAUAAAAAAGCAGUGUUCAAUAAAAUUACCUUGUAGUCAAAAUGUUAUGUUAUCAAAGUCUAAAAAGAACAGAAGUAGUAUAUGUAAACGAAAAUGUACUAAAUCAUAUAAUAAUGAUUCUCGGCAUUCAAAAGCUGAUUUUUCCAAAUUUAAUGAAAUAAAUGAAUGUGUCCCAAAUUCUCACCCUGAAGAAUUCAUAGAAAAUAUUUCAUCUGAUAUAGAAAAUGAAACCAAUGAUAUUAUUACAGAAACAUUAACUAAUGAAGAUAGAUUUAAAGAAUUUGAAAGUCAAGAAGUACAAAUAAUGUCAAAAUGUGAUGAAAUUAUUAAUAAUAUUCCGAUUGAAAGAGAUAAAAGAGAGCUACCAGUAAUGACUAAAAUAUGUUCUCCAAAUAAUACAAUUGCUAGAGCUUUUAAUGAAACUCUAAAUAUAAAUGAUAUAGAAAGUAUUAUUGAAAAUAACAAAAAUAUUGAAGCAAAUAAUCAGAACAACGCUUCAUUAAAUAAAAAUAUGCCAGAAGAUGAAUAUGUCCACAGCAACAUUCACAUGAAAAAUGUUGCCUCAAUACCAAUGACUGAACAUUUAUCUUCAGCAGUAAAUAUCAGUUUAACUUAUAAAGAUAUUGUAACAAAAAUUUUACAAAACUCAAAAAAACAUAGCUUCAGCAAUAGGAUGAUAAAUUACAAAUUUGAUAUUAUGCACAAAGAAAGUAUGCAAGACAAGAAUUUUGUUACUAAGAAAGGUGCGCUGCCUGAAAUCAAUUUUAAAAGAGUAUCCUGGUCUGUUGAAUGUGAUGCUGAUUUUGAUUUUGGCAAACCUCAUAAAUGCUUUAAAAGUUCCAAUUCAUUUGCACAUCCUGUUUGUAUUCACGAUAAAUGCCAGAAUGGUUCAUUAAUUUUGAACUUUUCUUCAACUUUGAAAACAGCUCAUUUGCAAAUUGAAUUAAAUGGUCAUGAGGCACAUUGUGUUAUACUAGGAUUACAUGAAAAUUAUUGGCAUGAUGUUUGUUAUUUAGUUUAUAGUCUUGGGAACUACUGCUAUAUCAAUAAUGGGAAAUUGAGAAGAGAACAUAAUUUGUUACAAACACAACUAUUAGAUUUGCUUAUUAAGACUACACCAAAGUUUAAUAAUUUAAUGUUGUUAUAUCAAAAGAUUAAAGGUGAUAAACAAGUGAAUUUAAAAAGUAUUGAUGCAUUUGAAAGUAUUGAUAUAAAUAUAGAAAAUAAUUUAUCAAAUGCCAAGUGUGGUUUAGCUCCCAAGACUGCACAAUUUUUCAAAGAAGCUGCGCGACUGCACUGUCAAAUACAAUACUUCAAACAAAGAAUUAUUGAACUUUCUUCCCAAAUUGGUCUUUUAGAAGCUGAUGUACUUUGUAUACCAGAUUCUUCUCAUGAAAUUUGUUUGAAUAUGAUUGAAAAUAUCAAAGCAAAAAAAUUCCUGCUGGCGGAUUAUAGAAAUAAAUAUGCUGAGUUGAAAAAAUAUGAAAAUAAUUUAAGGCAUAAUUAAUUACAUAAUUUCAACACUAAUUCUAUCAAC
Messenger RNA from Ctenocephalides felis (cat flea), 2294 nucleotides. RefSeq lists its product as uncharacterized. NCBI's taxonomy places the organism in Eukaryota, Metazoa, Arthropoda, Insecta, Siphonaptera, Pulicidae. The transcript is spliced from 4 exons. The coding region runs from base 192 to 2264 and encodes 690 amino acids. The record is from RefSeq and is a predicted model, not a curated record.